Messenger RNA from Sphaeramia orbicularis (orbiculate cardinalfish), 2879 nucleotides. RefSeq names its product formin binding protein 1-like (gene fnbp1l). The record is from RefSeq and is a predicted model, not a curated record. The transcript has 16 exons. NCBI's taxonomy places the organism in Eukaryota, Metazoa, Chordata, Actinopteri, Kurtiformes, Apogonidae. Gene Ontology annotation, molecular function: protein binding. Gene Ontology annotation, biological process: signal transduction. Bases 102 to 1826 code for a protein of 574 amino acids.
GGCAGACAGUCAGGAGGACCAGAGUCCCAGCGGCAGUUUAGGAGAGUCAAAGCGGGGAAAACUGCGUCCAAUCCGGGAGAACUCAGAAGGAGGAUUCCGCGAUGAGUUGGGGAACGGAGCUCUGGGACCAGUUUGAUAAUCUGGAAAAACACACUCAGUGGGGCAUCGACUUUCUGGAGCGCUACGCAAAGUUUGUCAAGGAGAGGCUGGAAAUAGAGCAAAACUACGCCAAGCAGCUACGGAACUUGGUAAAGAAAUACUGUCCAAAACGCUCCAAGGAUGAAGAGCCAAGGUUCACAUCCUGUCUGUCAUUCUACUCCAUACUGAAUGAACUCAACGACUAUGCCGGUCAGAGAGAGAUCGUGGCGGAGGAGAUGGGACACAAGGUGUAUGGAGAGCUGAUGAGGUACAGCCAAGACCUCAAAGGCGAGAGGAAACAUCAUCUACAGGAGGGCAGGAAGGCCCAGCAGUAUUUGGAUCAGUGCUGGAAGCAGAUGGACAAUAGUAAAAGGAAAUUUGAGAGAGAGUGUAAGGAAGCAGAGAAAUCCCAGAUGACGUACGAGCGGUUAGAUAAUGACAUCAAUGCCACCAAGUCGGAGGUGGAGAAGGCCAAAGCCCAAUAUUACCUGCGGACUCACACGGCAGAUGAGAGUAAGAACGAGUAUGCUGCCCAACUACAGAACUUCAACGCAGAGCAGUGGAAACAUUUCAACAAUGCCAUACCACACAUCUUCAAGAAUCUACAAGACAUGGACCAGCGUCGAACAGUGAAGCUUGGGGAGACGUACCGAAGCUUUGCAGAGGCGGAGCGGCGAGUUAUUCCCAUCAUUUCCAAAUGCCUAGAAGGAAUGGUUUCUGCAGCCAAAGCUGUUGAUGACCGAAGGGAUUCUGGCAUCGUGGUGGAGUCUUUCAAGUCAGGCUUUGAACCUCCAGGUGAUUUCCCCUUCGAAGACUUCAGUCAGAACCUGAGCCGGACGGGAUCAGACGGGACCAUCAGCAAUACACCCAAAGGCGAGAGAGACAGAGACGGGCCUCCGGGGUCACGACCCGAUCCAAAACAUGCCAUGAGCAAAACCAAGAACAAGCUCUGGUUGUUUGGAAAGAAACCAAAGUGGUCGGUUAAGAUGGCCCCGUCUCUGGAGGAUUUCAGCCAUUUACCGCCUGAGCAGAGGAGGAAGAGGCUACAACAGAGGAUCGACGAACUCAGCAAGGAGCUGCAGAAAGAGAUGGAUCAAAGAGAUGCCCUGAACAAGAUGAAGGAUGUGUAUGAGAAGAAUCCUCAGAUGGGAGAUCCCAGCAGCCUGCAGCCCAAAAUAUCAGAAACCAUAUGUAACAUGGAGAAGCUGCGGUCUGAAAUUCAUAAAAACGAGACUUGGCUGUCUGAGGUGGAGGGAAAGCAGAGCUCCAGAGGAGACAGACGACACAGCGCCGACAACCACCAUCACACCCCUCAAGGAAGAGAGAGUCCUGAGGGCAGUUACACAGAUGACACCAGUCAGGAGCAUCACACCCCCCACCACCGCUCCAACCCCCCCCAGCCCGGACAGCCCAUCUCCGACCCACACGAGUUUGAUGAUGAGUUUGACGACGACGACCCGCUGCCUGUCAUCGGACACUGCAAAGCUCUGUACUCAUUUGACGGUAAGGGUCAGAACGAGGGGACACUGGUGAUGGCAGAAGACGAGGUGCUCUACAUCAUCGAGGAGGAUAAAGGCGACGGCUGGACGAGAGCCAGGAAGCAGAGCGGAGAGGAGGGUUACGUGCCCACCUCCUACGUAGAAAUCACCCUGGAAAAAAACAGCAAAGGUGCCGUCACCUACAUCUGAAGCUCCAUUGUUUUCUAUCAUCCUCUUCAUCCCUAUUUUCUGUUCCACUACAAAGGAAAAAAGACUGCAUGGACAUUUACAUUUUGUCCCCUUAUUAUUUCCACAUCUUCAUCCUUCAGUCUGUUUUAUUUGUCUAAUUGUGUAAUCAUUGGUCCUCAUCUUCCUCUCAUGUCUGUUGGACCGGUGUUAAAGAGGUGAGUGUCUGAUACAAGCACAAAUAGGAAAAGCCUGUUCGAUGCUGUUUGAGUGACUUGUUUAUUUGUAAAUGAGGCGUUUCUGCGUGAGUGAGAGAGGUUUCCACUGCUGUUUUUGAGCCUCGUGAGUUUAGGCUCCACCACUACUUAUCGAUCAAAGUGUUUAUAAAUGUUAUAUGUAAUAUAUUAGAAGCAAGAUAUUUUUGUUUUAUCCAGUCUUUGAAUUAUUUAGAUGUUUGUUUUUUUAAAUCGGAGAUGUUUAAAACUCCCUGAUUUUAACCGCUUUGAGAUAAUGCGAGUAAUUUCACACAUUCUGUGAUAUAAUUUGUUUUUUAUGUUUUAUUUCUUUGUGUCUACAUGCACAUUUGUUUUUUUUUUCCAUGUGUGUGUGCACUAUGUUCAUACAGAUCAAAAUGGACAAAAAAUUCCAGAUUGUAGUUUUCUUACAGUUUCAACCUCAAGUAACAACAUUUUUAAUAUUGAAGACUUUUGCUGCAACAUAUGCAACUUGGGCUCCCAUCCAGCCAGUUUCUUUUUGUGUUUUUGUUUCUUUUCUUGUCAGGGAUGGAUACACAUUUGGGUAUUUCUAAAGUAUUAACCACAAAACAACCGAGACAUCUAAAGGAUUUAUCAAGAAAAUGCAGAACAUUAUCAGUUUCAUCCUUAAACCUCAAGUUCGGACUCAAAGUGGAAAAGUGCCACGUGAAAAUGUUUUCAUUUCAGUUAAAGGAGCCUGUAAGAAAAUGUAUCAGGAUUAUUCCCACUUCAAAUCUGAUACAGUUUGUUGUCUUACAAUCAUUAAUUAUGUUGGUGGUUUUUGUUUGAAGCACUGAUUAAAAACAGAUCUGUGCAUUUUACA